GCCUUUUCAUUACAGUCACCGAGACAUAGGAGACAGGACCCAAUAAUACAUGAGGACCAUGCUGAUCUGAGCCCCUCCCUGAGCGAAAGUGCCAACACCGAGGCAAACAUGGAGGCAGGGAGACAAAAGGAAAGCCCAGAAGGACAAAAGAAACCCCUUGGAUAAGUAAAAAGACACACACACACACACACACACACACACACACACACACGCAUGCAGAAAAAAAUGCAUGAAAUGAAAAUUCAUGAAAAUGUCAUGGUCUCUGACUGAUUAUAAUUAUUUUUACUAAGCUUUACAAUUUUAAUUACAAUUCGACAGAAUCAUAAAAAUGAUCUUACCGUAUGACAACACGACAGUGCAUGAUAAGAUCAGCAAUUUCAUUUAGGAUGGACAUACCAGUGAGUUCACAACCUUUCAGGCUUAGCUCUAUAACUCAGGGAGCAAAAAGGACAUUCAGCAUCCACAAUGUCUGCCUCAUUGCGCACACUGAAUGCACGCUUUGUCAUAGAAAAAAACCUACAAUCGCUUUAUUAUAAUGAAAUAAUCACUUUUUAUCUUGACAUAAUCCAUCACAUCAACGUUUCUUCCUGCUGCGACAUUGCAUUUGUGAAAACAGUACUGUAUCUGUUUUGAUUCAAAUGAACAUCCUGAACGGUAGAUGGCGGUAGUCACCUCAAUAAUGACUGUUUGAACUAGUUACGCCAGAUGAAGAACAAGGUAUAAACAUCAGAAAACGGCCAUCUACUCUUCAGCUGGCGACCACCUUAAAAUGCCUUCUGUUAAGAUAUUAAGAGCAUUUGUCAGUGAGAGGCUGACUGCGGCUGCUGAGGAGAUUAUGAUGAUGUUUGAGAAAACAAUAGCCGACUAUGAGGACGAGAUCAAGCAUCAUCGCAGGCUGCUGGGAGCUGCUCAGCUAUCCAGCAAAACACUCGAUGACCGCGGAUCAGAUGUAUCCCAGUGCAUCCAGCCUUUGCUAAUCAGCAUGAAGAUCCCCCCUGUGGAUCAAGAGAGCAGCCAAAGUCUGGAACAAAAAGCUCCAAUGCCUCCACUCGUCAAAGAGGAACUGGAAGAAGUCUCGACAAGUCCCAUGUUAAAUCACUGUCAAAAAUCAGAAGAGAUGAAUGCCUCUUUGGAAAAUGAAGUGGUGAAAGAGAACCCACUUUCCUCCACUAUGCAGCAAAGACAAAGUGUUGAGGACAGACAGGCAGCUUCUACUACUUGCACUUUAUGUGAGAAAGUUGAAUGUGAAGUGAAUGAAGAAGGCUGUGGAAGCUCUGUGGCGUUUUUUGACUUGGAUGCAGCUAAUGUCAUAAAAGUAACUCAAAAUAGUCCGCCUGCACUUUUGAAGACAGACGACUUAAAUAAUAGCAGGAACCAGACUAUUGAUCGUCAGCCACUUUUGGACUCAUGGAAGUACAGUGAUCCUGAAACACAGCUUAGCUCUCGUAAUCAGGUGAAGUGCACAGAGUGUGGUAAAAUAUUCAAAUACAACCAUAAUUUGCAGAGGCACAUGUCAUGUCACACUGGAGAGAAACCAUUUGGCUGUAUUGAAUGUGGCAGAAAAUUUAAUCAAAAGGCAAGUUUGGACAGGCACAAAAGAAUACACACAGGAGAGAAGCCUUUUAGUUGCAUGUUUUGUGGGAAAAACUUCACUCGGAGGGGAUCAUUGACUUCACACAUGAGAUUUCAUACUGGGGAGAAGCCUUUCACCUGUGCCAUAUGCAAGAAGAGUUAUAAUAACAGAGGGACACUAGUAAAGCACAUGAGAGCACAUGACAAUUACACACGAUACAACAGUGAAAUAAACUAGCAGUUAAAAUGUGAAUGAUAUUGGGCUUUACGCCGACUAUUUCCAUGAUAUCACAGAAUCAUAUCACUGUAUACUGUGAUCCUUUCGAAAUACAGUACAGUGGUACCUCUACUUACGAACAUUUCUUUAUAUGAAUUUUUCAAGUUACGAAACGUCUCAACAGGAAAAUAU
This is a messenger RNA of Hippocampus comes (tiger tail seahorse), 1981 nucleotides long. Its product is annotated as zinc finger and SCAN domain-containing protein 21-like. Gene Ontology annotation, molecular function: DNA-binding transcription factor activity, RNA polymerase II-specific; RNA polymerase II cis-regulatory region sequence-specific DNA binding. The coding region runs from base 770 to 1810 and encodes 346 amino acids. Gene Ontology annotation, biological process: regulation of transcription by RNA polymerase II. The transcript has 2 exons. Lineage: Eukaryota; Metazoa; Chordata; Actinopteri; Syngnathiformes; Syngnathidae. The record is from RefSeq and is a predicted model, not a curated record.